AUGGAUUGGUACAAAGAUAUGGGGUGGUACAACGAUAGAGAACAUGAUUAUGACGACGGAAUUGAUGACAGAGUAGGCAAGACUUUACUGUCUGCCAAACGCACAAAUGCAAACGAAAGUUACCGGUUGAUAGGGAAGAUUGCAAGCUUUUCUCCCCCAAUGAUUUUGUCAGUUAGAAGUGAAGGAUGGUUGAAAUUUCCAUACAGAGCAACCAUUAUGAUGAUUGCGCAUGAGAAGAUGUGGAACCUUAAAGGCAUUGAUUCCCCUCCUCCAGCCCAUGCAUUCACUAUUAGCAUCUAA
Molecule: messenger RNA, 300 nt
Organism: Oldenlandia corymbosa var. corymbosa
Lineage: Eukaryota; Viridiplantae; Streptophyta; Magnoliopsida; Gentianales; Rubiaceae
Source: the annotation of a GenBank genome assembly